This is a messenger RNA of Gadus morhua (Atlantic cod), 1441 nucleotides long. RefSeq names its product peroxisomal biogenesis factor 26 (gene pex26). Gene Ontology annotation, cellular component: peroxisomal membrane; peroxisome. The record is from RefSeq and is a predicted model, not a curated record. Gene Ontology annotation, biological process: protein import into peroxisome membrane; protein import into peroxisome matrix. Lineage: Eukaryota; Metazoa; Chordata; Actinopteri; Gadiformes; Gadidae. Bases 184 to 1200 code for a protein of 338 amino acids. Gene Ontology annotation, molecular function: protein-containing complex binding; ATPase binding. The transcript has 5 exons.
UGAUUGGCUACGACCGACUGGCAACCCGGAAGACGGAAGGAUUGUAAACAUAAAGAAGUUGAGACCAUAUGGAGGUCUGAGGGUAAUGUUUUUAUUUUUAAUUGUAUACGUGAACAUCCAAAUAAGGGAAUAAUGACCCCUGGGAAGUAAAUAAUAAUUAUUAAAGAGUUAAGUAAGAAGAAAAUGGCAGAAGAAGCCAUGAGAAGCGACGCUUUAACUUCACCGGCUGAACAGAGAAGCUGUUCAGCAGGUGGGUCUCAGGUCCCCCCCCGCUGGGUCCAGAGCCCCUCGCUCGGUCCAGGUGGGACUGAGGUCCUCCGUCGCUGGGUCCAGAGCCCCCCGAUGGGUUCAGGUGGGACUCAGAUGGGAAUGGAGCUGCUGGACGCGGCUGCAGAGCAGUUCAUCGUCCACCGGGACUUCAAGACUUCGUUUGGUUUAUGUGAGAAAGGCCUGGCUCUUCUGGAGGACAACGAACAGGAACACAGCAGGCGUCCCUGCAGGGGGGCGGAGGUGAAGGAGGGUCUGUGUAUCCUGGGGGUCCAGGCCCUGGCAGAGCUCGACCAGUGGCCCGCGGCCCUCCCUUGGGUCCUCCGCCAGUACGAACGACCGGAGGAGAUCCCGGCCCAGAUCAUGCAGAUGUGCAUCCUCCUCUAUUCUAAAGUGGGCCAGGAGGCGGCGGUGCAGGAGGCCGCCGGCGCCUGGCUGCUCUGCCCCGUGGGCGCCGGGCCGGGCCCCUACAGGACGGUGGCGGAGCUGUACCUCCUGUGCGUGCUGCUGCCCCUCGGGCGCACGGACGACGCGCGGCGGCUGGUCCUGGGCGAGGUGGGCGGCCGGGCGUUCAGCGAGGACCAGAGGCAGCUGGCCCUGGAGGUGGUGACGGAGAAGGAAGCCCAGGGCCAGCAGACGCCGGAUGGCUCCCGUCGCAGCCCGAGCCCGGGUGUCCCUGUGCCCGCCUCGCCCCCUGGAGGAGCCCUGAUGGACAAACUACGAGCGAUGCUGCGACUCUUGUGCAGAAGCCUGUCUCUGAGCAGGGCUGGGUGGGUUCCUCUGCGCAGACUGUUCAUGGCUCUGGUCAUCGUCUACAUCCUGGUGGUGAGGAUGAACCCAGCACUUCCUUCUUCCUACCUCUGGAUCUCCAAACUCAUCCAGCUGUUGAAACAGAUGUGGAGCGUGAUGUUUAAACAGCACUAUUCCGCCUAACUCCGAUGAGAGGACUCUGAAGAGCAGAAAACUGUCUUUGAUUCUCUGUUCUGUUAAACAUGUGUGAGUGAGGUGCUGGUUGCCCUCCAGAGUAAGACGAUAAGAAGAACAAACUAUAUUUCUAUAUAAUUUUUUUAAUUUGGUGGAAGUCUUUUAGGUUCAGAGUAAAGUCUUGUCUGUCUGUGAAAUGAGAGCAAGAAAUGUCUCUUGUGUUUUUUAAUAAAGUAAUAUUUCAUAUGUG